GCGUCGCCGGCGCCCGCCGCCCGCACGUCCAUUCAGCCAUCAGUGAUAAACAAACCUCGUCGGUGCCCUCUUGUCAGACAUGCCGCGUGUUUGACUCGUCUCUCGGUCCCAUAUAGCAGCCUUCAUGCAUCUGUGCCUUCGUUCUACACAGAACAAAUGUCAGCCAUCGCCGCACGAAGAACGGCGAUUUUAUCAUAUAUUGGAAAAUGACUGAUGGCCUCAUAGUUCAACAUGAAAAACCGAUGUGCGUGCGUAUUUGGCUCGAAGUGGGGCAUUCCUGCGAACCACGAAGUACUGCGCGAGGACGUGCACUAGCGCUCGACUGGCGGCUGUGGGUGCGCGGGGCAAACGGUCGCGAUAUCAGCGCUUUCGUGCACAAAGUUGUUUUCAUUCUACGUCCUGCUAGCGCAUUUGUUUACCCUAAAAGAGUGCUUCAGGAGCCGCCGUAUGAGAUUCAAGAGACGGGCAGCGUAUCUUUAGACAUACCAAUCGACGUGUAUCUAAAACACAGCAUUGAGCCAAAGAAGAUUCGUCUGCGUUAUAGUCUAGUGAUUGAACACGAAGCAAAGAGUACUGCUGAAUCGCGUUGCGUGUCCAUCGACGUAGAGAAUCCGUCGGUACCGCUGUGGCAGGCACUCAUGGUCGGAGGCGGAGAAGCGGUGGGGCAUACCAAUGCGAACCAUCGCAGCGAUCGCCUGGUGAUAAUACCGGGAAGACCCGCCAAACCAACACCACCUCGUCACAAGUUCGUAGAGCCUCUGCAUUGCAAGCAUGUUCUGCGAAGAUCAUCGACACCCUACGCCCUCGAAGAUACUUGCAUCAAAUGCGGCGAGUCGCAAAUCGAGUUGAAGAAACAGUUGCGCCUGGCGAAGAUGACAGAGGACGAAAUAGAACGUGCUGCGCGACUGUAUGUGGAUUUCUCCGGUUAUGAAAAGAACUUGGAUGCGAUUACAUUGCCCCCAAUUUCCGACUCUAUAUAUAGGAUACCGGAGUUGCCGGCGUCUCUGCAUGAAAUGAUGAAGAACGCUGAAGUCGAAAAGCCGCUGUUUUAAGUUAUCGAUAUCAGAGGCUUCUCAGCCCUUCUGAUAUCGUGAUUUUUGUGCCAUUAUGACUCGAUGUUCGAGUGAUAUUUUUCGUAUAGUGCAAUUUUUUUUUAUUAUAUACCUCACUAUAUUGACUUAUAUAGAGGAAUAUAUUUCAGCAAUAUAUAUAGAAGUGCCUUUAUUGUUAUAUAACUUAGGGAGUUAUGUGUUUUAAAUGUUAAAAUGUUAGGAUAUUGUUAUAAAAUGUUCAAUGCGCUGUGAGUACGAUCUCGUAUGUUUAAGUAAGUGUAAGGAAUUAUUUGUUGAAUUGUUCAUGAUAAAUGUAAUUUAAUUGGUGCCUAAAAAUAAAGAAGUUUUAUUGU
Molecule: messenger RNA, 1405 nt
Organism: Diatraea saccharalis (sugarcane borer)
Lineage: Eukaryota; Metazoa; Arthropoda; Insecta; Lepidoptera; Crambidae
Source: the annotation of a GenBank genome assembly